Messenger RNA from Bombina bombina (fire-bellied toad), 2008 nucleotides. RefSeq names its product CKLF like MARVEL transmembrane domain containing 4 (gene CMTM4). Bases 308 to 931 code for a protein of 207 amino acids. NCBI's taxonomy places the organism in Eukaryota, Metazoa, Chordata, Amphibia, Anura, Bombinatoridae. The transcript is spliced from 4 exons. Gene Ontology annotation, cellular component: membrane. The record is from RefSeq and is a predicted model, not a curated record.
UGUAGCGUCUACGCAAGUUACCUGCAGAGCGCGUCUCCCGUAGAAAGAAGGGAGCAGAGCGCGCUCCGGGACCCGGUUAAGUCGCAGAAGGAGCUAGAGCUCCACACCUGGUUCUUGGCGAGAGGCCUGUGAUGGUAACCUGGAUUUUACGGCGUUAAUAAGUCACGUGCUUAAAUCCAUCUUCAUUAAAGUGACAUAUUUGGGGUCAAAGGUCACGGGGCUGCAGUUUCACUUAGAGGUUAGUGACACCCGCGGUAUGCAUCACCGGAAUUGCCUGGUCCAGCUGUGAUUGUUGCGUCCCUCGGUGAUGAGAGGGGUGGCCGAGGACAUGGAUGGCUUUGAGGGGGAAGCGUCCACCGCCUCUAUGGUGUCUGGGGCUAGUAGCCCCUACCAGCCCACCACAGAGCCAGUGAUGCAGAGCUAUGGCCUGCGGGGUCUCCGCUGUGAUACUGACUACCUGCGGUCUGUCUACGGCAUCCUGAAGUGCAUCCAAGUGCCCCUGGCUCUCUUCUCUUUUAUCUGCAUUGAGACCAUUAUGGAGUGUGCGCCAUGUGAAGGCCUCUACUUCUUUGAGUUUGUCAGCUGCAGCACUUUUGUGGUAACUGGUGUCUUGCUGCUUAUGUUCAGCCUUAAUCUGCACCACAGGAUCCCUCAAAUCAACUGGGACCUAACGGAUUUGAUCAACACUGGCCUUAGCACAUUAUUUUUCUUCAUUGCUUCUAUAAUUCUGGCAUCUCUGAACCACAAAACUGGGGCGGAAAUUUCUGCAGUGGUCUUUGGCUUCCUAGCCACUAUUGCCUAUGCCGUGAACACCUUCCUGGCUUUCAGAAAGUGGAAGGAGAGCCAAGUUUCACAGAACCUUCGCCAGACCCGUGAAUACAUGAGAGCUCGCAGCGAGUCCCGUGAUGUAGAGUGUCGGCCUGAGAUUUAGCGUCUGCAAGAAGCACAGGACACUACACGAUUUAGAGACCUACUUGCAAACGUCCCACAACAAGUUGGUGUUUUUAAAUAAAGGGGAACAGAGCUUAUAAUCUUUGGAUUAUUUUCUUCAGAAAAUGGAAGGAAGACAUCAGCUGGUGGGAGGUAUUUUUUCUUCUUUAGGAACCAUCGGCCUUUGAAGAUGUUUUACCAAAAAUGUGACUGAUGCAGAAGAGACAAUAUGGGACCAAUAUUAAUAGAAUUUUGUUGUUGCUGCAGUUUUAGGAAGUGAUGUGCAAAACUGUCGCAUUAUCAAACUUCGCAAAGAUAGAUUUCUGAUUCUUUUUGUAAAUCAAGUCCCCAUGGGUGCUCCCAUUGUUGGGUAUUUAAAAGCUGCCUCCCUUUUUGUUUUUUAAAUCAAUAUUUAUAAUUGUUUUUACCUGUUCUAUAAGCAGUUUUAUGACUGUAAAUCUGACCAUAUAUUGUAGAAUUGAAUUGUGUCAUUUAGCUGCUAAAGCAGGCAGCACAUUGCAAAGCAAUGUACAUUCCCUCUGUCAUUGGAAGACUGCAUCUUGUGGACUCAGAACACAAAAAAAUAGAGAAGUUGUAAAUUUGAAAGACUGUUAGCAAGAUAUUAAGUUAUUUUUAUCCUGCCUUUUUGCACUUGUACUUUAACAUUCAAGUGUGCUUUUGAUGUCUUUAAAUGUAAUUGCAAAUCUACGUAUUCAAAUGUUUCCAGUGUUUAUAGCAAUACCUUGUAUCUAGACAUAUGCAAUAUAUACCACUAUGGACUUAUUAUUGUAUUUUAAUUUUCAGCAAUAUUUUACCCAUUUAUAAUUUGUUACCAAUUUGAAUAAUAUGCAGGAGAAACGUGGAUAAAAUCUGAACAAAUUUGCAUUGCUGUGUUUGUGCUGUUUAAAUUCCUGCAUGAAAAAAUAACCUUUUUAUUGUGUUAUACAUUGUCUACUGCUUGAACUUUAAACAUUACAACCUGUAUUUAAGCAAAUAGUAGCACUAUUUUUUGUACAUAAUUUUGUACUGUAAUUCAACCUUUGUGUUUGUUUGUUUUAUUAAGGACUAUUUGCAAGUC